GGCCCGCAGCUAAGAUGGCGGCCGCGCGGUUGCCUGGAGACGGAGUGUUUCCGGGUGAGACGGCAGAGCGCGAGGUGACCCCGCGGUGACAGCGCUGACCAUGACCUCCCGGGGCACCGCCAACCGCUUCCUGCAGAGCGUCCUCCGCAACGGGCUGGGCCGCUAUGUGGGCCAACUGAAGCGGGUCUCAAUCACCUUCAGCAAGGACGCCCAGACCGCCAGGGGGGCCAGGGAGUUUAUUGAAGAAAAAGCGGUAGAUUUUGCCAAACAGAACCCUGGGGUGGUACUCUAUGUCAGUCCAAAGCAAUGCAGAGUUCCUAAAUUGGUGGCCGAAUAUUUGAAUGGAACAGUGAGAGAAGAACCCCUUAACCGCAAAACUGCAGAUGACAUUUUUCAGCUUGUGCAGAAACUGGUCAACCAGUCCGGUCUAGACAUCAUCCGGAUACGCAAACCCUACCAUACAGACCAUCCCAGUAUUCAGGGCCAGUGGCACCCGUUCACCAAUAAACCAUCAUCCCUUAAUGUAAAGACCUUUGAUGCAGUCAAUCCACCGACAAAGACAGCACCAUAGAGUUUCCUGAAACCAUUUGAUCAUGAUUUGUCCUUCAUUAUAAUGUGCAGGACUCACUGCCCCAUUAUCUAGUAAAUGAGAGAAGAUUGACUGUUUCCUACCAAAUUACCAUAUUUAUCAAGGUAAAUCUGGAGCAAUUUUACACUCUGUGUUGGUCUGCAGAAUCUUUAUAUUGGUUUCCAUGGCAAUUUCACCAAUUUAAGCUCUUUUUAGUAAAACUCCCCCACCUUUGACUUGAUAGAUAUGGCGUGAGAUACCAGGUUUUUUUUUUUGGUUUUUUUCACUCAUUAAUGUUCAAUCUUUUGUUUUAAAAAUAACUAAGAAACUGGAUUCUCAGGUGGCACGCCUCAUUAUUUUUGUUGGUCUAAAUAAAAUGUCUUUGGUUAAAAUGUU
Molecule: messenger RNA, 964 nt
Organism: Pelobates fuscus (common spadefoot toad)
Lineage: Eukaryota; Metazoa; Chordata; Amphibia; Anura; Pelobatidae
Gene: MRPL43
Product: mitochondrial ribosomal protein L43
Exons: 3
Coding region: 101-571 (156 amino acids)
Biological process (GO): mitochondrial translation
Cellular component (GO): mitochondrial large ribosomal subunit
Molecular function (GO): structural constituent of ribosome
Source: RefSeq, a predicted model, not a curated record